CAUUCACACCAGCUGCCACGCUAAAUCUCAUUCCCUACUUCCUAACCCCCCCACUUCCGGUCCUAUUGCUCAGAAAUAGCGUUCUGUCUUUUUCAGAAAUUGCACAUACUUCUGAAAUGUAACAUAAUGUGUCAAAAAUGUUGAGCAGCGUAGAGUUCACAGUGAAUGGCUUUAUCCUCAAAAGUAGUGUGUGUAGUCUGGGACAAAUCAAAACGCAGUCACGCUGCAGCAUUCCAUUGAUAAGGAUGUCUGGUGCAAAGAUACUGCUAUUCCUGCAGAGCCUGUCACGUAGGAAACCUUUGGAGCCUGAAGGUGAGGUGUCCAACUUUCGGCGAUGCCUGACCACCUUAGACCUGUUGGCCCUGGGGGUCGGCAGCACACUGGGGGCCGGUGUGUACGUGCUGUCGGGAGAAGUGGCCAGAGCUGUGGCCGGGCCGAGUAUCAUUAUCGCUUUUCUUAUAGCAGCAGUGGCCUCCAUAUUUGCGGGACUUUGCUAUGCUGAAUUUGGAGCUCGUGUUCCUAAGACUGGCUCUGCCUACCUCUACAGCUAUGUGACAGUGGGAGAGAUAUGGGCUUUUAUCACCGGCUGGAACUUGUUGCUGUCUUAUGUCAUAGGGACGUCAAGUGUUGCCAGAGCAUGGAGUGGGACCUUUGAUGAUCUCAUUGGAAAUGUCAUUGCUAACUCUCUGGGCAAACAGGCUGCGAUGAACUUACCUGGCUUAGCUCCAUACCCAGACUUCUUUGCAGCUGGUCUUAUAAUGCUCUUAGCAGGGAUUCUUGCAUUUGGUGUUAAAGAGUCAGCUAUUGUAAAUAAGGUUUUUACAGCAGUUAACAUCCUGGUGUUGCUGUUCGUUAUCCUAUCUGGAGUCAUAAAGGGGGACAUCAACAACUGGUACAUUGGUGAAGAUUCUCUCCUAGAUGGAUAUGAAAACUACACAUCGCUGAAUGACACCUCCAUAUAUGGCAGUGGAGGAUUUUUCCCUUUUGGCUUUGAGGGAACAUUAGCAGGAGCAGCCACAUGCUUUUAUGCAUUUGUUGGAUUUGACUGCAUUGCCACAACAGGAGAGGAGGUUCAAAACCCUCAGAAGUCGAUCCCACUUGGCAUUGUGGCUUCCCUCCUCAUCUGCUUCCUGGCGUACUUUGGUGUGUCUGCAGCCCUGACUCUUAUGAUGCCAUACUAUUUGCUCAGUGUUAACAGCCCAUUGCCUGCGGCCUUUACAUACAUCGGUUGGGGCCCUGCAAAAUAUGUAGUGGCUGUGGGAUCCCUCUGUGCACUGUCAACAAGCCUUCUGGGAUCAAUGUUCCCGAUGCCCCGUGUCCUCUUUGCCAUGGCCAGGGAUGGACUUCUCUUCAGACCUCUCAGUAAAAUGAGUGACAGACAAAGUCCUGUUACAGCAACCCUAGCUUCAGGGGUUGUAGCAGCUAUCAUGGCGUUAUUGUUUGACCUGAAGGCGCUGGUUGACAUGAUGUCAAUUGGAACCCUUUUUGCCUACACACUAGUUGCGAUAUGUAUCCUCAUAUUAAGGUACCAACUAGACCUCAGCGAAGAUCCAAGUUUCGAUAAACCAGAACCCUUUACAGUUACUGGAGUAGUAUAUCCUUCUUCACAGGCAACUUUAAGGACAUCGAAAAAUGUUUCUGUUUUAACAGUUUGUAUUAUCUUUUUAGCUAUCAUCCUAAGCCUCGUCAUAUCUGGGGCUCUAGGCUCGCUGCAGGCCCUCGAGUGGUGGAGUAUACUUUGUGUCUCUAUCAUCGUACUGAUGCUGGUCCUCGUUACCCUGAUCAUCUGGAGACAACCACAGAAUACAACCAAAGCAGCUUUCAUGGUUCCUUUAGUGCCAUUACUUCCUAUUUUCAGCACCUUUGUCAAUGUCUAUCUUAUGAUUCAACUUGGAUCAGACACAUGGAUCCGCUACGCAGUGUGGAUGGCAGUAGGUUUAAUCAUCUAUUUCUGCUAUGGUGUUCAGCACAGUGUGCAGAAACAAAGGCUCCAAAAUUCCCAGAACCACGUCAGUAUUCACAGCUUUAUGGAGCAACAUUGUGAACCUGGACAAGACUUUAACAGCUAAACAAUGUGACAUGAAAAGCAUUCAGUGGGCAAAUCAUCAAGCAAAGCUAAACGCUUUAAUUUCAAUAAAGCCAGUGGCCAGUAUGCAGGAGCAAGUUAUUAAUAAUAAUAAGUACAGUCACAACCUCUGACCUCUUUUUGUAUCCUAUUCUGUGAAAUUAAAUGUCCGGGAAAGGUUUUUUGGUGCGUUGUUGUUUGGUGAUAGAUUUAUUUUGUCAUAAUUGAAACGUUUAAAUAACUAAGAUAUUGCAGUGAACCACAUAAAUCACACUGGCAUUAUCCCAUGCUUCAUGCAAUAUUUUAUUUUAAUUUUACAAUUUCAGUUAUUGACACUGAUACAUCGCAGACUAGAGUGUGUAUGAUUUUACAAAGAAUAUAACAAUGCUCGAUGGUUGUGUCACUAAUGAGGCAUCUCUCUUAUAGCCAGGACUUUGUGCCAAAAUACAGCAUUAAGAUCAAAUAUUGGAGGUAAAUGCUGUAAAUAAAUAUAGCUCUUGCGAUGUGUAAUUACUAAUUUUGUAAUCAAUAUACCACAUGUCACAUUACUCACAAUUGCUUAACAUUUAUGCAGUUAAGCUGUUUCAUAUUUUCAUUUAUAAUGUACAGUAUUAUAGUGGCAGGGAUUUCUUUUGUUGAGUUUCUUGACUGUUUGUCCACUGCACCCAAUUCCUAAUGUAGCCUAAUGAUCUGGUAUUAAACCAGUGUUCAAUGUAUUUGUAUCACUUUCUAUUAUCAUGUAAAAUCAACAAAAAAAAAUUGUGUGUGCACGAGAAAUAAACAUGACAUUUUUAAUGUUGGGAUAAGCAAUGUUGAGAUGGCUGCAGCCUGGAGACCUCCCGUCUCAUG
Molecule: messenger RNA, 2914 nt
Organism: Etheostoma cragini (Arkansas darter)
Lineage: Eukaryota; Metazoa; Chordata; Actinopteri; Perciformes; Percidae
Product: cationic amino acid transporter 2 family protein
Exons: 12
Coding region: 138-2069 (643 amino acids)
Biological process (GO): amino acid transport; transmembrane transport
Cellular component (GO): plasma membrane
Molecular function (GO): amino acid transmembrane transporter activity
Source: RefSeq, a predicted model, not a curated record